This is a messenger RNA of Eruca vesicaria subsp. sativa (arugula), 378 nucleotides long. Lineage: Eukaryota; Viridiplantae; Streptophyta; Magnoliopsida; Brassicales; Brassicaceae. The record is from the annotation of a GenBank genome assembly.
AUGCCAAAGACAGAAACAGCCUCUGAAAAGCAGAUGAGUGAUGAGGAUUUGGAGAUGGACAUUGACAUUGAGUUUCUUUUAGCCACAUUCUCUAAUUUGUCAUAUGAGUCUAUCAGUGAUGUUUACUUGGCCAAUAAUCAUGAUCUCGAUGCUACUAUCGAAAUGCUGAACCAGCUCGAGAUUGUAAGCUUGAGUAACGAAUUGAUUGUCCAAUUUCUGCACAUUUUUAGUAAUGAAGCCGAGGAAUACCUCCCAGAUACACUAAACAUUGGUGAUGUGCCUGAAACCAUCGAGUUCUCAACUUCUUCAGCUCCAAAACAAAAGAAUGAAAGUACUGAAGCAAGUGCAUCCCCAAACGCUCCAGUGUGCUCUUCCUGA